Messenger RNA from Eublepharis macularius, 6868 nucleotides. RefSeq names its product myoferlin (gene MYOF). The transcript has 54 exons. NCBI's taxonomy places the organism in Eukaryota, Metazoa, Chordata, Lepidosauria, Squamata, Eublepharidae. Gene Ontology annotation, cellular component: membrane. The record is from RefSeq and is a predicted model, not a curated record. The coding region runs from base 71 to 6247 and encodes 2058 amino acids. Gene Ontology annotation, biological process: plasma membrane organization.
AGAGCAAGAAGUACAUGCUUCCUUAAGUUUUUUUCUGAAAACUGUGCUGCCUUAAAUAAAAGUGUAAACGAUGCUUCGGGUAAUUGUGGAAUCUGCUGCAAAUAUCCCUAAAAACAAAUUUGGGAAACCAGAUCCGAUUGCAUCAGUUAUUUUUAAAGAUGAAAAAAAGAAAACUAAGACAAUCGACAGUGAACUCAACCCUGUGUGGAAUGAGAUACUUGAAUUUGACUUGAAAGGGAUACCUCUGGAUAUAUCAUCGACCCUGCAGAUUGUUGUGAAAGACUUUGAGACCCUAGGACAAAACAAGUUAAUUGGCACAGCAUCAAUCGCACUCAAGGAACUGGUGGGCACGCAAAGUAGGUCGCUUCCCUACAAGCUUGUUCCCCUGCUAAAUGAAAAGGGGCUGGAAACUGGAGCAACAAUUGAUUUAGUGGUAGGAUAUGAACCACCAGCUGGGCCUCCAAAUCCAAAUGACCCUGGGGGAACAAACAUGCAAAGCACUGAAGAUGGAGAAGAAGAUGGAGGUGAUGAAGAUGCGGCUGAUGGAAAUGUUGGCCUUUCCCAAGGCAGUACAAGUGGCACCCGUGAAGUCCAGCUUGCUCGGCGUAUUACCAAGGGGAAAAAAAAUCGGAGGGCAUUGUCUAAUAAACCUCAAGACUUCCAGAUUCGUGUUAGAGUUAUUGAAGGUCGUCAGUUGUGUGGAAAUAACAUAAAACCAGUAGUGAAAGUACAUGUUUGUGGCCAAACUCACAGAACAAGAAUCAAAAGAGGGAACAAUCCCUAUUUCGAUGAGAUAUUUUUCUACAAUGUCCACAUGACCCCUUCAGAGCUCUUUGAUGAAACAAUAAGUAUUCGGGUAUACGAUUCAUAUUCUUUACGUUCUGACAGUCUAAUGGGGGAAUUUAAGAUUGACAUUGGUUAUGUCUAUGAUGAACCCGGCCAUGCUGUUAUGAGAAAGUGGCUGCUUCUAAAUGACCCUGAAGACACAAAUUCAGGUGCCAAAGGGUACUUGAAGAUCAGCAUGUUUGUUCUUGGAACUGGAGAUGAGCCGCCAGUGGAAAACAGAGAACGGGACAAUGACAACGAUGAUGUAGAAAGUAACCUUUUACUGCCAGCUGGAAUAGCGCUCCGAUGGGUCACUUUCAUUUUAAAGAUCUACAGAGCUGAAGAUAUUCCUCAGAUGGAUGAUGCUUUUGCACAAACUGUGAAGGAAAUAUUUGGAGCAGAUGCAGACAAGAAAAACCUGGUGGAUCCAUUUGUGGAAGUCUGUUUCGCUGGGAAAAAGGUUUGCACAAAUAUUAUUGAAAAAAAUGCCAAUCCAGAAUGGAAUCAACUUAUUAAUCUUCAGAUCAAGUUUCCUUCCAUGUGUGAAAAAAUAAGACUGACAGUGUACGAUUGGGACCGUCUUACAAAAAAUGACACAGUGGGCACAACAUACUUAAGCCUCUCCAGAAUUGCUGCUUCUGGUGGAGAAGUUGAAGAGCUUUCCUCUUCGGGAGCUGGGUCUUCAUCAUAUGAAGUAAACACCGGGGAAACAGAAGUGGGAUUCUUACCCACAUUUGGGCCUUGUUACCUGAACCUUUACGGAAGUCCAAGAGAAUAUACUGGAUUCCCAGACCCAUAUGAUGAGCUAAAUUCUGGAAAGGGAGAAGGUGUAGCCUAUAGAGGCAGAAUCUUAGUUGAACUAUGUACACAGCUUGAUAGUAAAGCCCUUAGUAAGAAGAUUGAAACAAUACCCAGUGAUGACAUAUUGGUUGUUGAGAAAUAUCAGCGCAGAAGAAAGUACAGUCUCAGUGCUGUGUUCCAUUCUGCUACUAUGUUGCAAGACAUUGGCGAGGCUAUCCAGUUUGAAGUUAGCAUUGGGAAUUAUGGCAAUAAAUUUGAUACCACCUGUAAACCGUUGGCCUCAACAACUCAGUACAGUCGUGCUGUUUUUGAUGGAAACUACUAUUACUAUCUGCCAUGGGCAAACACAAAGCCAGUAGUGACACUAACUUCAUUUUGGGAAGAUGUAAGUCAUAGACUGGACCCUUUAAAUAUUAUUCUUGCGAUAGUGGAAAAACUGCAAAUAAACAUAGCAGCCUUAAGAUCAGGAAUACAAGCAAAGAUGUCAGAAGACCAUUUGGCUAAGAUAUGGCUGAAGUUAAUUGAUGAACUUAUGGAGGACUUAAGUAAGGAACUUCCUCCUGAAGGCAAGCAGAAUAUUACCAUCCUUGACACCCAGAUCCGAAAACUGCGGCUCAAAUCAUUUAGGCAAAUCCAGGAGGCAGCAGCAAGGCUGAGGAACGAAGCGACAGAUGUGAAGGCCACCCUGACAGAGAUUGAAGAUUGGUUGGAUAGGCUGAUACAAUUAAGUGAAGAGCCACAAAACAGCAUGCCUGACGUGAUCAUUUGGAUGAUCCGGGGAGAGAAAAGACUCGCUUAUGCACGCAUUCCUGCUCACCAGGUUUUAUAUUCCACUACAAGUUCCGCAGCAUCUGGAAAGUAUUGUGGAAAGAGCCAGACCAUCUUUCUAAAGUACCCACAGGACAAAAACCACGGCACAAAAAUGCCUGCACAGUUGCGAGUUAGCAUUUGGCUGGGAUUGAGUGCAGUUGAGAAGAAGUUUAAUAGCUUUGCAGAAGGAACGUUUAGUGUCUUUGCCGAAAUGUAUGAAAACCAGGCUCUUAUGUUUGGAAAAUGGGGAACUUCAGGACUUGUUGGCCGCCACAAAUUUUCUGAUGUCACAGGAAAAAUCAAGCUGAAAAAGGAAUACUUUCUGCCUCCUCAAGGCUGGGAGUGGGAAGGCGACUGGUUCAUUGAUCCUGAAAGAAGCUUGCUGACAGAAGCAGAUGCUGGCCAUUCUGAGUUUACUGAUGAAGUGUAUCAAAAUGAGAGCCGCUAUCCUGGAGGAGAUUGGAAAGCAGCUGAAGAGAGUUACACGGAUGUGAACGGUGAAAAAACAGCCCCACCAAGUGAGAUAACCUGCCCUCCAGGUUGGAUAUGGGAUGAUGACGCUUGGAUUUAUGAUAUAAAUCGAGCAGUGGAUGAAAAAGGUUGGGAAUAUGGAAUUACCAUUCCUCCUGACAACAAACCAAAGUCAUGGGUAGCAGCAGAAAAAAUGUAUCAUACCCACAGAAGAAGAAGGCUGAUUAAAAAACGCAGAAAAGAUCCAACUCAAACUACAUCACAGCUAAAAGCAGAAUCCACGUUCUAUGAAGAUCAAGAAGGAUGGGAAUUUGCCUCCUUGAUUGGAUGGAAGUUUCACUGGAAGCAGCGCAGUUCUGAUACUUUCCGCCGCAGACGCUGGAGGAGAAAAAUGGCUCCUUCAGACACGCACGGUGCAGCAGCCAUCUUUAAGCUUGAAGGUGCUCUUGGAGCGGAUACAAGCAUUGAUGAGGGAGACAAGACUUCAGAGAAAGCCAAAGAUUCAGCAACACGCGUAUUUGGUGCAAACACUCCGAUAGUCUCUUGCAACUUCAGUAGAGUCUACAGUUACCACCUUCGGUGUUACAUCCAUCAAGCAAGAAAUCUUACAGCUUUGGACAAAGACAGUUUUUCAGAUCCAUAUGCUCACGUUUCAUUUCUCCAUCGAAGUAAAACAACUGAGAUAAUCCAUUCAACACUGAACCCCACUUGGGAUCAAACCCUCAUAUUUGAUGAAAUUGAAAUCUAUGGAGACCCCCAAACGGUAGCACAAAACCCUCCUCAUGUGGUUGUAGAACUCUAUGACAGUGAUCAAGUGGGCAAAGAUGAGUUUCUAGGACGAACCUCUUGCUCUCCUAUGGUGAAACUCAAUCCAGAAGUUGACAUCAGUCCUAAGCUUCUUUGGUAUCCAGUUAUGAAUGCGGGAAAGGCUUGUGGAGAUGUCCUUUUAGCAGCGGAGCUUAUACUGGGGGAAAAGGAUGGGUCCAACCUUCCAAUUCUUCCAUCCCAAAGGGCACCAAACCUUUAUAUGGUACCACAAGGAAUUAGACCUGUAGUUCAACUGACUGCUAUCGAGAUCCUGGCUUGGGGAUUACGCAACAUGAAAAACUACCAAAUGGCUUCUAUUACAUCCCCUAGUCUUAUUGUAGAAUGUGGAGGAGAGAUGGUGGAAUCUGUAGUAAUUAAAAACCUGAAGAAGACACCAAAUUUUCCAGGAUCUGUUCUCUUCAUGAAAGUGCUGCUGCCCAAGGAGGAACUGUACAUGCCAUCCUUAGUUCUUAAAGUGAUCGAUCACAGGCAAUUUGGCCGUAAACCUAUCGUGGGACAAUGUACCAUUGAUUUACUGGAGCAUUUUCGCUGUGAUCCUUAUGCUACUAAAGAAGACAUUGCACCACAGAUGAAAGUUAGUCUCCUGUCCGCUGCUCCUCGUAGAGAUGUGAUCAUUGAUGUGGAAGACACCCAACCCCUUCUUGCAGCACAGCUGACGGAAAAGGAAGAAGAAAUUGUAGACUGGUGGAGCAAAUUUUAUGCUUCGAUAGGAGAUACUGAAAAAUGUGGACAAUACCUUCAGAAAGGAUAUGAAACAUUAAAGGUGUACAACUGUGAACUGGAGAAUGUGCCUGAAUUUAGGCAUCUAACAGACUUUUGUGAUACUUUCAAGCUGCUUCGGGGCAAAUCUGAAGAAAAUGAUGACCCUACAGUUGUAGGGGAAUUUAAGGGUUCCUUUAGAAUCUACCCAUUACCAGAUGAUCCUACUGUACCAUCUCCUCCUAGACAGUUCCGUGAACUUCCAGACAGUGGGCCUCAAGAAUGUGUUUUACGGAUUUAUAUUGCUCGAGGCUUAGAUCUCCAACCUAAAGAUAACAACGGGCUGUGUGAUCCAUACAUUAAAAUCACCGUAGGAAAAAAAGUUAUUGAAGACAGAGAUCAUUAUGUUCCCAACACUCUCAAUCCAAUUUUUGGCAGAAUGUAUGAACUGACCUGCUUCUUGCCUCAAGAGAAGGAUCUGAAAAUUUCUGUGUAUGACUAUGAUUUGCUGACGCGAGAUGAGAAAGUCGGGGAAACCAUCAUUGAUCUGGAGAACAGGUUCCUUUCCCGCUUUGGUGCUCAUUGUGGAAUACCUCAGCAGUACUGCAUUUCAGGGGUAAAUACCUGGAGAGAUCAACUGAAACCGACACAACUCUUGCAAAACACAGCCCGGUUCAAAGGCUACCCUCUGCCAGUCCUGUCUGAAAAUGGAAGGAGAAUUAAUUAUGGAGGGAGAGAUUAUACUUCGGAUGAAUUUGAGGCCAACAAAAAAUUGCACGAACACCUUGGGCCGGGGGAAGAACGACUUGCUCUUCACAUUCUCAGAACUCAGGGCUUGGUGCCUGAACAUGUAGAGACAAGAACCUUGUACAGUACCUUUCAGCCAAACAUCUCACAAGGAAAGCUUCAGAUGUGGGUGGAUGUUUUUCCCAAAAGUUUGGGCCCGCCUGGCCCUCCUUUCAACAUCACUCCUCGCAAAGCUAAGAAAUAUGAACUGCGGGUCGUUAUUUGGAAUACAAAGGAUGUCAUUCUAGAUGAGAAAAGCAUCACAGGGGAAGAAAUGAGUGACAUUUAUGUGAAGGGAUGGAUGCCUGGCUUAGAAGAAAAUAAGCAGAAAACAGAUGUGCAUUAUAGGUCCCUGGAUGGGGAUGGGAAUUUCAACUGGAGAUUUAUUUUUCCUUUUGAUUAUUUUCCAGCCGAGCAGCUCUGUACAGUUUCCAAAAAGGAACAUUUCUGGAGUCUUGACAGGACUGAAUUCAGAAUUCCACCCAAGCUGAUAAUUCAGAUAUGGGACAAUGAUAAGUUUUCCUUGGAUGACUACCUGGGUUUUGUUGAACUUGAUUUACACAAUGCAGUUAUCCCAGCAAAGGUUCCAGAAAAGUGCACAUUAGACAUGAUUCCAGAAUCUAAGCCCAUCAGUUCUCUCAAGACCCUGAAGACUGCUUCCCUUUUUGAACAGAAAUCCAUGAAAGGGUGGUGGCCAUGCUAUCAGGAAAAAGAUGGCUCCCGUGUCUUAGCCGGUAAAAUAGAGAUGACGAUGGAGGUCUUGGGUGAAAAAGACAUUGAUGAACGGCCAGCUGGCAAAGGCAGAGAUGAACCUAAUAUGAACCCUAAGUUAGACCCACCAAAUCGGCCAGAUACUUCCUUCCUUUGGUUCACAAAUCCAUGCAAGACCAUGAAAUUCAUUGUCUGGCGCAGAUUCAAAUGGGUCUUCAUCGGCCUCAUCAUCUUGCUGAUUGUUCUCUUGUUUGUUGCAGUCCUUCUCUAUUCUUUGCCGAAUUACCUGUCAAUGAAGAUUGUGAACCCUAUUUAAAAAAAGUCAAAUUGCAACAUGGCAGUGGCAACUUCAACACGUGGACCAAAUGUAUAUCUAUUAGCCAAAUCUCACUGGUCACCCAUCAUGCCUGUACCUCUAUUCUCUUGUGUUUUUAACCUGGAGGGGAUCAUGUCUAAGAAUGUAACAGUCAUUCGUGAAAUACUGGGUAAUGAAAGGGGGAAGACACUAUGUUCUGUUUCUUCAAGAGUAAGUUGUGUUAUUCUGUUGCAAUAAAGCAAAAAAAAGGGGUUUUGUGGCUUAUAUUAUUCGCUUCAUAUGGACUAAAUUUUUACCGAUUAACAGUGCAAUCCUAUGAAUGGGCCUAAAUGGAAUAACUCUGCAUGGGAUUUCACUGUGGUCUACAAUACCACCAGCAUAUGAAAAUUAUGUCUUCCUUGAUUUUAAAUGUUUUUUCCCAAAAAUGUUUGUUACUUCUCCCUUUAUCUUUAAAGAUCAAGUCUAUUUAAAGUAUUUUUACCAGAUGCACUUUGAAAUUCUGCCUCUUCACAUUGAAAAACCAGAUACUACAUAUAUUUUUGUAAAACAAAAUGUAGUGCAAUAUAAACUGUUAACUAGUGAUGUUCACUUCCAACUUUCUGAGCAAAACAAUGAAAUAAA